UCCUCUUUGAGUCCAAUGGCGGUUUUAUUUCGGGGGAUUUCUGGUGCCAUCAGUGGAGAUGGAGAACUUCUGUUUUAUCUGUUGAGAGAUUUUGGCAACAUUGGACAGCAACAUCGCAGGGUUUUCCUUUUGAAUUUUGUGGAACCGUUGAGACUGGUCAGUGGUGAUUUGGUGACUCUCGGUAUUCCGGUUAGCAACAUAAUUGUCAUCGGUUAUUUGGAUUUUAUUUUUUCAAAGUGUUGGGACAGGAUGGGACGACCUGCGAAGCAGAAGUCUGAAUCUGAGGCUGAAAAACCCAAGGCCACGAAACUCAAAAAAUUGAAGGCAGUGGACGAGGAUGACACGCCGGAUUCUCCAGAUGAGAAUAAGGACGACAUUAUUGCUAGUCUUCAGGAGCAGGUGAAGCUGCUGACAAUUGAGGUGAAGACACUGCGUAAACAUGUGAAGGCAGGCUCACAACCCCCAGAGACACCUGGAAAAAAAGGAAAAGAGGCAAGUGCUGAUACUCCUGGACCUUCCAAGGGCAGAAGAUCCUCCACUGGACAGGGCAAACCCAAACCCAAGGACAAGGGUUGCUCCUGCAAGGGCAACUGCUCCACGAAAAUUUGUGGAUGCGUCAAGAAGGAUUUUUACUGCCUAUCCACAUGCAAAUGCAGUGAUGCAUGUCAAAAUCAGGAUCCCGAAGGGGACAACGAGAAUAAAGAGAACGAGAAUAACGGGAAAAAUCAGGGAAAUGAGAUAGUGACAUCCCCAGAGAGUUCGGUCACUAGUGCCUCACCAAAACCCCAAAAAUCAAAACGAGGCAAGCCAUCGAAGGAGGAGACCCUUGGUCACCAGGAUUUCAAUCCCAUGCUGCCACGUCGUCAGCUUGCUCGCAGUCCUCUCCCAACAAAAUCCACAAAAGACGUGACUAAAGAUCACCCUGAUCACCCCGCCUUCGCUGAGGAGACUCUCCCCCUCCCCAAAAGCGAACCUGACGAAGAAGAAUUGCCACCCCCAGAAGAUAUCAACAAGAUUGAAGUCGACUGGGAGCAGCACAAGGCACAGCUGGUUCAGUGCUCCAAGUGCAAACGAGGUUUUUACGCAUAUCGACUAAAGAAACACGAGGCGUCAUGCAUUAAAGUCUGAGUGUUAUCGAUCUAUUUUUAUAUUAUUUACUAAUGUAUUGUUUACCAUUAAUUAAUUUAAAUAAUCUCUGAAACAAUUCCGGAAUUAUUUGGAUCGAAUGAAUAUUAUUAAUCGAUUGUAAUUUCAAUAGUUAAAAUUCAAUUUUCAUUCGUUCAACCUUCAAAUAAUUCGAGGAUCAUUUAAUCGAUUAAUUGAAUAAACGAUUAAUAUUAUAACAAUAAAAAUCAGAGAUAAAGUCA
This is a messenger RNA of Fopius arisanus, 1367 nucleotides long. RefSeq lists its product as uncharacterized. The coding region runs from base 16 to 1128 and encodes 370 amino acids. The transcript is spliced from 4 exons. The record is from RefSeq and is a predicted model, not a curated record. NCBI's taxonomy places the organism in Eukaryota, Metazoa, Arthropoda, Insecta, Hymenoptera, Braconidae.